Ipomoea triloba (trilobed morning glory) is the source of this 2131-nucleotide messenger RNA. Its product is annotated as WAT1-related protein At3g30340-like. The record is from RefSeq and is a predicted model, not a curated record. Gene Ontology annotation, cellular component: plasma membrane. Lineage: Eukaryota; Viridiplantae; Streptophyta; Magnoliopsida; Solanales; Convolvulaceae. Gene Ontology annotation, molecular function: transmembrane transporter activity. Bases 884 to 1969 code for a protein of 361 amino acids. The transcript is spliced from 6 exons.
GUUUAGGACUAAACGUGGUAAAACCACUAUACUCGGAGGAUCCCACAUGGCAUUAACUCUUUGAUAUAAAGUAGAAAGUAGUCAGCCUAAUUAGUACCUUUUAGAUUGGAUUGCUUUUGUAAAGCUAUAUCACUAAGUUGCUGAAUAUCAGGCACUAAGAGAGGCUAGCAAAAUGGACAGAUCAGAGCUCUCUUCUCUAAUUUAUUUGGUUAAGAUUUUACGAGGAUUCUGUGGAUACAGCAAGUACCUUAACUUGGUUUACUGCAUAAAGCCAGGCUCAUAGAGUCAUAGGAUAGACAAGAUGUUUUAUUCCCUGCUCCCAUGCCCUUCCAUAAAGAUGCUUUUACUAGUCAAUUCUCGAGCAGCAUUAGAUGCUAUGCAGUUCUGAGUGAAAAAAGAUCAAAUCUUGCACUAGAUGCUGCAUGGGGGAAGGAGGCGCAAUCGAUUCUGUUUUAUCCCCACUCAGGAGAUGCCUUUUUUUAGAAUGAUUGACGUGUAUAAGUAAUUGAGUCACAUGUUAAAUGUUCCAAAGUUAGCUAAUCAGCUAAGGCCUGUACUAAUGGAACACAAUCCAGACCACAGUUCAUGGUCAAUACCAGAAACCGAAAUAUUAUUCUGAGUUGUUUGGCAUCAGUCAAAUGAAAGAAAAGAGGCUAGGGUGUUACUUUCUUUCAAAAGAAUGCGAAAGGGAGAGUAUAUGUUUAUAAACUAAUGGCAAUCUUUUAUAGCCUCAAAGCAGUGAUGUGAUUGGGAGAAUUUAGUCUCACUUCAGCCUGUAUUCAUUUCCCUGGAAGCAGAAGUCUAUAUAGAGCUUCCAAUGCCUGCUUUAAUUAGCCUCAUUGUUAAGCAGAAAGUCGAGAAAUUUUUAUCAAGAGGCAAAUAGAUGAAGAGUUGUGUGGCCUGGUACCCUGUUAUGUUAAUGCUGGCCAUCGAUUUUGCCUUUGCAAUCACUAAUGUGCUUCUCAAAAAAAUUAUCAUUGAUGGAAUGAACCAUUUAGUCUUCAUCACUUAUCGGCAGUCAAUUUCAACCAUAUUUUUAGCCCCAGUUGCCUUUUUUGUCGAAAGGAACACCAGACCAAAGCUCACCCCACGCAUCCUGUGCCACCUUUUCUUAUGUGCGAUUGUUGGGGCAUCUGUUACUCAAUACUUGUUCCUUAUUGGUGUCGAAUACACAUCUGCAACGUUCGCUUGUGCUUUUCUGAACAUUGUUCCUGUGGUCACAUUCUUAAUGGCAUUGCCUUUCGGGUUGGAGAAAAUAAGCGUCAGAAGUAGCAGUGGAAGGGCGAAAGUGAUUGGCACACUAAUAUGCUUGGGAGGUGCCCUUUUGCUGACUUUCUACAAAGGCUUGCCUUUGGUUAAAUUCCCACCAUCAGAAGCCGUGGCUGUUGCAGAAACGAUCAGGCGGGUAUCUUCCCAACGACGAGAAAGGUGGAUAUAUGGUUCACUGGCAUUGUUUGCUGGCACGCUGUUUUGGUCCUCGUGGUUCCUUCUUCAAUCGAGCGUUUCCAAGAGUUACCCUUGCCAGUACUCGAGCACCGUUAUCAUGAACUUCUUUAGCGCCAUUCAGUCUGCUGUGCUAACUUUGUGCACCGACAGAAGCGCUUCCAUUUGGAUCCCGGCGAAGAAGAUUGACAUGGCAAAUGUCGUAUAUACUGGGUUGGUUAGUUCGGGAUUAUGCUUCGUGGGAAUGUCGUGGUGUGUGAAGAAGCGAGGGCCUGUUUUCACCGCGGCUUUCAGUCCUCUGGUGCAAGUAAUGGCAGCCAUGGUUGAUGUUCCCGUUCUACACGAACAGCUCCAUCUAGGAAGUGUAAUAGGAUCAGUGGUAGUGAUUAUUGGGUUGUACAUUCUGCUGUGGGGCAAGAACAAAGAAAUUCACAAAGUAGGCCAAGAAAGGGAAGAUGAAAAGGACACAGAAUCAGCAUUUCAAGGUGUUGUUGAAGACAAUAAUUGUGAAUCAAGAAUACCAUGAUGAUCAGUCUUGUUGUUCAUGGAACAAUUAUUGCUGAUCUCAUAUUCCUCCCUUAAUGUUAAUUAAAGAACUCUCUUGUUACUUUCUGUCCUUCCAACAUAUUUUUGUGGACUCAUUUUCCUUUCAAUGAAUCUAUCACAACACUGCUCUUACAAGGACCAA